Messenger RNA from Culex pipiens pallens (northern house mosquito), 2029 nucleotides. RefSeq lists its product as uncharacterized. The record is from RefSeq and is a predicted model, not a curated record. The transcript has 2 exons. Bases 217 to 1452 code for a protein of 411 amino acids. NCBI's taxonomy places the organism in Eukaryota, Metazoa, Arthropoda, Insecta, Diptera, Culicidae.
UCCAUUUUCAUAACUCCUGAAUUCUUGUUUCUUGCUCUUGAAUUAUUGUCAAAACCGGUUUGCGACCCGGUUAGAUUGAAUGCGAGAUUGCAUGCAAUUUAUAGCAAAAGCAGCCAAACCCAUGGUUGCGUACUGAGAACAGCUGUUCGAUCGCUGAAAUAUUUAAUAUUGUCAUGUUGUGUUUUGACAUGUGUUUUUUGAAAACAUUUCUGAAUCAUGCUUGAUGCUACGGAAGUUUUGCUAGCAUUUUUGCUCCUGGGUGGUGUUGCUGCCUUCCUAACAAGAAAAUCAAAAUCUAAGAGAAAAUCGCUUCGUCGAAAGCUGUUCACCCGAAGGAAAUAUGCACGAAAAAGCUGCUGGAUUAGAAACACCUGGCGUUUGCGUCAUACGCAUGGCUUGUACGGGAAAGUUUUGCGUACAAUGCGAACUGAUCCCAAAAUGUUUGAAAGUUACUUUCGAAUGAGCUACGAUCAAUUUCAGCUGUUACUUUCCAUGGUAAAGCCACAUCUCACCAAAGAAAGUCACCGUGCUUUGAACCCCGGGAUUCGCCUAGCCAUCACUCUUCGCUACCUUGCAUCGGGGAUGUCCCAAAAGGACGUAGCUCUUAAUUUUCUUGUUGGCUUCACCACUGCCAGUAACGUGAUACGAGAAACUUUGGGCGUUUUGUGGCAUGUUCUAUCUCCGAAAUAUCUUCCGGAACCGGAUACGGAUAUGUGGCUGAAAACGGCGAGGUUGAACAUGGACCGCUAUCAAGUUCCGUUAUGUUGCGGGUUUGUGGACGGAAAACAUGUUAAAUGCAGGAACCUUCCACAUCAUGGAACUCAACUAUUUAACUACAAAAAAGAAUACUCGUUGGUUCUUCUGGCCGUUUGCGACGCAAAUUGCAAAAUUCUCGCCGUAGAUAUUGGACAAUACGGAAGUAUUAAGAAUUCAGAAUUUGGCAAAAAACUGUUUUCUGGAACUCUUGGUAUGCCAGGCACGACCUUCUUACCGGAUACUCAAAUCCCCUUCGAGUACUAUUUUAUCGGAGACGAAGCUUUUCCGCUUCACAAACACAUACAAAGGCCCUACGGAGGAAAAUUUUUAAGCUUUGAGAAACGGGUUUACAACGCUCGCCUUUCACGUGGGAGAAGUUCAAUUGAGCGAUGUUUCGGUAUCAUGUGUGCCACGUGGAGAAUUUUACUGAACAGAAUUGACGGUAAUGAGUCAACUAUUGAAGGUAUAAUUCAGGCUUGUGUAACUUUACACAAUUUUUUGAUUGUUGAAAAGCAGAAAAAUUCACAAACUGAGCGAAGUAGCAAACGCAAUCAUAAAUCGUAUAAUUCUGUUACUGAAAAGGAAAACAAAUCAAAAAAACAAUACAACACAGCCAGGGAUGCUUUAAAGGUUUGGUUUAAUGUGAUUAAUGUUAUUCCAUGGAUUAACAAGAAAGUUCGACAAGGAAAAAUGUAACAUUAAUUAAGAACGGCGAUGUACAAAAAAUAAACUAAAAUACGCGUAAAAAAGCUUUGACUUGAAAGUCAAUCACAAAAUGUGCUUUUCCAGCGCACAUAAAUCAAAUAAUUUGUUUGUACACUGCUGCAUGUACUCUCGCCGGCUAUCUUCGUUUAUGGUGCGAAGCAUAUGCUUUUGCAUUUUGCAGAAAUGAUUUAUGAUGGCGUCCUGGUCUGAUGGCUUUUCUUUCGCGAUCUGCUGUCCUUGAAACCGAUUUGUAAUCGAUCUGGCUGCCUCUGUCAUCCGCACGUAGAACCCCUCUUCCAAGUCCUGUCUCUCUGGUGAAGAAUCGAUGUUCGCGACUUCGCGCCUGCGGGACUGUUUUGGAUUUAGUUUCGUUUUUUUGUUUCUUCCACGUCCUCGGUUCGGGUUGACGGGUUGAGUUUUACGGGGUUGUGUCGGUCCUUCGUUGCCCUCGUUCCCAGAAUCGCCAGCGACGUAGUCGAUUUUCUCUUGUGUGCAAACUUCAUCAGAAGCUGAUUUGCUCUUCUUUGGAGCGACAUCGUCAUCACUUGAGGAAAGUUCCUUUUCGUAA